AUGGACCUCAGUGCCACAAAUCACCGCAUUCCUCUGGGUGAUGGAAACAGCAUUCCCAUCAUCGGACUCGGUACCUAUUCAGAGCCUAAAACGACCCCUAAGGGGAGCUGUGCGACAUCAGUCAAGAUUGCCAUUGACACGGGGUACCGACACAUUGACGGGGCCUACAUCUACCAAAAUGAGCACGAAGUGGGCGAAGCCAUCAGGGAGAAGAUAGCAGAAGGGAAGGUGCGGAGAGAGGAUAUUUUCUACUGUGGGAAGCUCUGGGCUACGAAUCAUGACCCAGUGAUGGUGCGGCCAACCCUGGAGAGGACACUCAAGGUUCUCAAACUUGAUUAUAUAGAUCUGUAUAUCAUUGAAAUACCCAUGGCCUUCAAGCCUGGAGAUGUAGUCUAUCCCAGAGAUGAGAAUGGCAAGUGGUUAUACCACAAGACAAAUUUGUGUGCCACAUGGGAGGCUUUGGAAGCUUGCAAAGACGCUGGCCUGGUGAAAUCCCUCGGGGUGUCCAACUUUAACCGCAGGCAGCUGGAGCUCCUCCUGAACAAACCAGGACUCAAGCACAAGCCCGUCUGCAACCAGGUUGAGUGCCACCCUUACUUCACCCAGCCAAAACUCCUAAAAUUUUGCCAACAACACGACAUCAUCAUUGUUGCAUAUAGCCCUUUGGGAACUUGUAGGAAUCCAAUGUGGGUGAAUACAUCUCUCCCGCCUUUGUUAAAGGACACACUGCUGAACUCACUGGGCAAAAAGUACAAGAAGACUGCAGCCCAAAUUGUUUUGCGUUUCAACGUUCAGCGAGGGGUGGUUGUCAUUCCUAAAAGCUUUAAUCCUGAAAGGAUCAAAGAGAACUUUCAGAUCUUUGACUUUUCUCUCACUGAAGAAGAAAUGAAGGACAUUGAAGCUUUGAAUAAAAAUGUUCGAUAUGUGGAAUUGCUCAUGUGGCGUGAUCAUCCUGAAUAUCCAUUUAAUGAUGAAUACUGA
Oryctolagus cuniculus (rabbit) is the source of this 981-nucleotide messenger RNA. Its product is annotated as aldo-keto reductase family 1, member D1 (delta 4-3-ketosteroid-5-beta-reductase). Gene Ontology annotation, molecular function: Delta4-3-oxosteroid 5beta-reductase activity. The record is from RefSeq and is marked provisional. Gene Ontology annotation, biological process: bile acid biosynthetic process. Lineage: Eukaryota; Metazoa; Chordata; Mammalia; Lagomorpha; Leporidae.